UCUGCAUUUCAAUCUACAAUCCCGCUAUGAGGUGAAAGCAGCUGUGAUACCACGGAAGACAGACGGUCCAAGCAUGCAACGCACAUAUCGGUAAUCUGGGAUGUUUACUACCUAGUAUCCAUAAGACCUACCCCUCUGGCUUAUAUGCCCACACUAACGGGCCAUCUGAGGCUGUUGUUUCUCUUUCUCCCAUUCUGGCAGCCAGCUGUUUCCAUGGAUGAGCUAACAAGCAACCCUUACUUUGACUCCAUAGCCGAUAACGAUCGGAACUGGUUAGAGACUGGAUGCCAACCUCGGAUGAGGGAGUGCCAUCGGGUAUCUGUGCUGGCCAUAUCCGAAGAUGGCAUGGCCGUGAUUUGCAAGCUGCUUCUCCCAGCUCUCCAUCACCUACGAGCAACAGCAAAUAUCCCUCCAUUAUCCUGCUCUGGUAAGCCGAGAAGGCAAUCCUGAUCUAUAUAUACCUCCCGCUCCUUGUCCAACAAGCUCAUCGGGACAUUUCGAUUGAACGGAUGGCCUACCCGGACAGAGACAAUCCACGUAGGGCUACCGACUGCAGCGAGCCAGUGACGACGAGGCUCUCGGUG
This is a messenger RNA of Canariomyces notabilis, 584 nucleotides long. RefSeq lists its product as uncharacterized. The coding region runs from base 145 to 450 and encodes 101 amino acids. The record is from RefSeq and is a predicted model, not a curated record. Lineage: Eukaryota; Fungi; Ascomycota; Sordariomycetes; Sordariales; Chaetomiaceae. The transcript has a single exon.